Messenger RNA from Asparagus officinalis (garden asparagus), 2589 nucleotides. Its product is annotated as E3 ubiquitin-protein ligase RGLG2-like. The record is from RefSeq and is a predicted model, not a curated record. Gene Ontology annotation, molecular function: ubiquitin protein ligase activity. Bases 643 to 2037 code for a protein of 464 amino acids. NCBI's taxonomy places the organism in Eukaryota, Viridiplantae, Streptophyta, Magnoliopsida, Asparagales, Asparagaceae. The transcript has 11 exons. Gene Ontology annotation, biological process: protein K63-linked ubiquitination.
UUCAACCCCAAAGCACACUCUAGAAAGCAAACCAUCCCCUUCUCUCCUCUAAUAAUGGCAAUUACACUCAAUUGAAUUUCGAGAUUCAUUUAUUUUACUCUCUAAGUAGUUACUACGCUUCUCCUUCUUUUUGAAUGGCCUGAGAAAAUUCUAGCUUGUGCUUGUCCGCCUUUGUUUUCUUCUCCUUGUAGUAUUUUUUUUUCUUUUUUCUUUUUUCUUUUUUUUUAAAUAUUGUACAUUGCGUUCUUAUCUAAUAGCUUGUCCUGUUAUCUUUUUCUUGCGUUAAUCGAUUUGGGCAGUUGCGUGUUCGGUUUCUCCGAAGAAACUUGGCAGUUUUCUUUCUCUCUCUUAUUAUAUAUCUAUAAUCUAUAAUAUAUAUAUCUAUCUCUAAAUAUUAACAUAAAAAUUUCAUUUUCUCACGUUUUUCUUACUGUUUCAAAAUCCACAGACAUCAGGGUGAAAAUUUCGGAGUCGGUUACAUCUACCCCAAAAACACAAACAGCCGCGUUGACGGCGGCGUUCUCGCUUCCACGAAGUUUUCCACAAAUUCAGCAACCGACACUGGAAAACCCUCAUAAAAAAUAACCCCAAAUUCCAGAUUUGAACAUUGUUAUUCAAUUUGAAAGAUUGCAAAUUUGUUUGAUGGGAGGAAAGAGUUCAACGGAAUCCGGUGGAAGAAGCUUCAAUCGAAGGUCUUCGUUCCAAGAUCGGAGCUUUUCGCAGCAGCAGUCAUGGAAUCAAGCUCCGAGUUAUCAGGCUUAUCCUCCUCCUCAGUCUCCGGCGUCAACGCAAAGCUUUGAUUCUUAUUCUCAGCCUUAUGGGUAUCCCCCACCUCAGGCGUACCCGCCGCCGCCUCAGCCCCACCCUCCGAAGCAGACUUCUUCUGCAUCGAGGCCACGGCCGAGGUUGGAUAGGAGGUAUUCACAGAUUGCCGAUAACUACAGAUCCCUCGAACAGGUUACUGAGGCUCUUGCACAAGCUGGUCUGGAGUCUUCAAAUCUUAUUGUUGGCAUUGACUUCACUAAGAGCAAUGAAUGGACAGGUAAACAUUCAUUCAACAACCGCAGCCUUCACUACAUUGGUGAUGUUCACAAUCCUUAUGAACUAGCAAUCUCUAUCAUUGGUAGAACACUGUCAGCAUUUGAUGAAGAUAAUUUGAUCCCUUGCUUUGGUUUUGGAGAUGCAAGAACACAUGACCAAGAUGUUUUUAGUUUCUUUCCUGAUGAAAGGCCAUGCAAUGGUUUUCCGGAGGCUCUGUCACGAUACAGAGAACUUGUGCCACAGAUAAGAUUGGCUGGGCCAACAUCAUUUGCUCCCAUAAUUGAGAUGGCUAUGACUAUUGUUGAACAAAGUGGAGGGCAGUAUCAUGUUCUGGUGAUAAUUGCUGAUGGACAGGUUACAAGGAGUGUAGAUACAGAGUCUGGUCAGCUAAGCUCCCAAGAACAGAAGACUGUUGAUGCUAUUGUAAAGGCUAGUGAAUUUCCUUUGUCAAUUAUUUUAGUUGGAGUUGGGGAUGGUCCUUGGGACAUGAUGAAGGAAUUCGAUGACAACAUUCCUGCCAGAGCCUUUGACAAUUUCCAGUUUGUAAAUUUUACAGAGAUCAUGUCGAAAAAUGUUCCUCAAACCAAGAAGGAGACAGAGUUUGCUCUUUCAGCACUAAUGGAAAUACCUCCACAAUACAAAGCAACAGUAGAACUUGGUAUCUUGGGACACAGGACAGGAAAAUCUCCAGACAGAGUUGCUCUUCCACCACCAGGUGGAAGUUAUGGUGCCCCUUCCCUGAGCUCUAAAUCUUUUGGAACAGAAAGUUAUCCCCAACAGAGCACAUCAUUUUAUCCCGAAUAUAAACCUCCAGAAAGUACUGCUCCACCUGUUGCUCCUUCAUUGGAUGAUCAACAGGUUUGCCCAAUCUGCCUUACAAAUCCGAAGAAUAUGGCCUUUGGCUGUGGACACCAGACAUGCUAUGAAUGUGGACCUAACCUUCAGGCAUGCCCUAUCUGCCGAAGUGAAAUUGUGACGAGAAUACGGCUAUAUUGAUCUGGAAUGCAUUUAUGCAGUGAGAUUUUAUGUUCUUCUCUGUUGUGGGGUCGUAAAUUUCUUCAACCCAUUUGCGGUAGUUUUUCUUGUACAUUUAUUCUGCUUGUACAUUGAAUAGAUAGAAAAGAAUUCGAAGAGAGUCUAUGGAAAGAAUCUUGUUGUUUGCAGUAAUCAGACAGCUGAAGAUGGUCGAAAACCUCUUAAGGUUGAUGAGUUGCUGGCUGGUUUCCUUUCAGGUUGAUAAAUUCUGGGGUCCGAAUAUCAAGGGCUUUAUAUGUUGGAAUCAAAUCAUUCUUUAUCCUUGUCCAAAUUCUGUUGCGUUUGGUGUCUGAAUGUGCGUGAAAUGUGUGCAAUUAAACACGUUGCAUGUAGUAUCUGGUCGAAUGUAGUUAGUUUUGACCGAGGUGUUUCCUUAUGAUAAAUAUUUAUCAUGCGUUUGUAUAUGCUUCUGCAUUUUCAUAUUCUUUUCGGAUAGUUGAAGCUUUCCCUUUUGUACUUUUCCAAGUGUAUGUGCAACUCUUAAAAGAUUUUCAAGUACUUUAUUUUUUUCCC